UCUGCACGCGCAGGGAGUGUGGGCGUGGCAUUUUGUUUUAGAAAAAAGCUAAACAAUCGUUAACCGUACCUUAGAAUAGUGGUAACACACGGAGAUCGAUUCAAGACAAUCCUGAUAAAUGUAUUUUAUUCCAGAUAUCUGCACUAAAAUCUAUAGAAAGCGGGUAAUCUUUCUUUAGUCCCCACUUGUCCGGUCCAACGAUGAAUUCUAAACGUCUGCUUGACAUGUCUCCUGUUGGAAUACGGGUCGCGGGCGCUUCGAAACAAGCCGGUAUUGACCAGCAUGCAGAGGGUUCCAAGGGACGCAAAAUUUGUGUUGCCGCCACUGCGGACAGCCGUGUCAUUCUGGCGUGCAAGAACGGUCCCGCAACAGGAGCAGUUCUCUACAAAUUCAUGCUGGAUGAUGGAUCUUUAAGAGAAUGUACAAGCCAGGACACAGUCCUCAAUGUGAAUGACCUGUCAUCAGGGAGAGAAAAAUAUCCCCACCUGAAUAAAGCAGGUUGUGGUGGGGAGGCAGAUGAAAGAAACAGUGGUCUGACUGGGAUCCUUACUAACGGCAGUCCCACACACUGCCUGAUCCGGAAAGGGCAGAAGGCGGACAGACACAUGCACUCGGAGGCGAGGACCCUGCUGGUGUCCAGCGGUUGCCAGGCAACAAACGGACAGCAAGUUCCACCUGAGGAGAGAGACCCCCACCCCUCCUCCCAAAUACCUGUCCCCCGACGCAGGAAACCUUCAGGUCAUGCUGAUAAGGAGGUAAUGGCUGCUACCGUCCUGACAUCACUGUCCACCUCCCCUCUGGUCCUCACCCAUACCCAGACAGCCUCAGCUGCAGUUCCGGAGCCAGCCAGCAGAGGGUGGAAGGAGGUGCUGUCAACUAGCUACAGCAGCUCCACCAGUGGCAACUGGAGCUGGGACACCAGCGACCAAUCAGUGCCCUCCACACCGUCCCCGCCUCUCUCCAACGAUGCCAGCAAGAGCUUCCUGCUCUCCUCCCAGGGUGAUAAUGUCAUCGACGACGUCAAAGAGAGCACGCACUUCUUGUUUGAGGACCCCAUACCCCGGAAGCGGAAGAACUCUAUAAAGGUGAUGCUCAAGUGCUUGUGGAAGAACUGUGAAAAGGUCCUCAGCACCUCUUCAGGGAUCCAGCGACACAUCCGCACCGUCCACCUGGGGCGGAACUGUGACUCGGACUACAGUGACGGCGAGGAAGACUUCUACUACUCAGAGAUCGAGGUCAACAUGGACAGCCUAUCAGAGGGCUUGUCCAGCCUCACACCCACCUCCCCCACCACUACCGGCCCUCCCCCCAUCUUCCCCCCUUUCUCCCCCGCUGCCUUUGUACCCCGCUCUGAGCCCUCCCAAAUCAUCGUGAGGGGACCGCAGGGUCACGCCCCCAGCCUGCUCAGCCAAUCAGCUCCCUCCUCGCUCUGCCAUAUCCGUACUGACCACGCCUACCAGGGCCCGUUGACUCACAUCCGCACGGUGAGCUUCGGGGAGAAGAGACAGCCUGCCCCUCACACACACACCACAAUCUGCAAGACACCCCCCUUUACAUCCCCCCUGCCCAAACCAGCACCAGGAACCAGGAAACCCCGUGGUGAUGCCAAAAAGUGCCGUAAAGUGUACGGCAUGGAGAAGAGGGACAUGUGGUGCACAGCCUGCCGCUGGAAAAAAGCUUGUCAGCGAUUCACUGACUGAACCCCACUACAUCACUGGGAUGGACUCUUCCUCUGCCAGCGCUUCACUGAGGUGGCAUCUACCACUGAGGAGAUGUGGGGGUUUCUCCGUGAUGAAGCCCCUCAGAGCACGUACUGCUUCCUCCUGACCAGCAGGGGGCUCUCUGCUCGCUUCUCCUUGUCCGCAGAUAGCUGAACUCACAAAACACAAAACUAACUGAUGGAAAAGGCAAAAAAAAUACAAAAAUCAAGAAAAAUGAAUGUGGCUUUGGAAGAAUUGUGUUUCUUUCUAAGGAUGAGACUUUUUAGGUAAUCAAAAAAAGGAAAAUAUUAUUCAAAACGUGAUUCAGAACCUUUUCGAUUUGUUUUGCAUUUUCAAAGUUUGCCUGCCUUCACUGUAGGGGAGUGGUUGAAGAUUUCAGAUAAGCUUUUUGGUCUUGUGUACUCUCAACACGUUGUUUUUUACUGGUCCAAGUAUCAUGGAAGCUACUGUGUUUGAGUUUACAAGAUCCUGAUACCGCUCUCUUGUCAUCAUUUUUCUUUCUCUUGAUGCAUCUCUGUUAAUGUUUUAUAACUAAAAACAGAUUACCUUCGGGGCGUUUAUUCAAAUGGAUUGUUUUCAAAUUUCAACUGUCACUCUUUUGAAACGGGCAGUAAGUCUACCAAAGGAAAAACGAAUCAGAUUGUCUAUCUAUUCUCUCAGAAUUUAGAUUCUGCUUAUUAAGACUCAAGCUUGUUCUGCUCUUCAUAUCCAAGUGUUAUGGAAUAACACAUCACAUGCUGUUAUGGGAAUUCAACUCAUAAACUCUAAUCAGUUUGUUUGGGAAGUAAAUAAUCCAUAGCUACUCAUCAUAAGCUUCCUGCUUUUUGCAUAGCUAUGAAACACACGUUCUUCCAUCUGGUGGCACCAAAUGUUACGUUUUGAAUCUUUAAAUUGUUCAAUGUACAUCUACAGUUUAUAAAGAGAUCUAUUUCCGUUUCUUCC
Messenger RNA from Coregonus clupeaformis (lake whitefish), 2663 nucleotides. Its product is annotated as zinc finger protein 704. The coding region runs from base 201 to 1700 and encodes 499 amino acids. The transcript has 8 exons. The record is from RefSeq and is a predicted model, not a curated record. Gene Ontology annotation, cellular component: nucleus. Lineage: Eukaryota; Metazoa; Chordata; Actinopteri; Salmoniformes; Salmonidae. Gene Ontology annotation, biological process: regulation of transcription by RNA polymerase II. Gene Ontology annotation, molecular function: DNA-binding transcription factor activity; RNA polymerase II cis-regulatory region sequence-specific DNA binding.